Daldinia caldariorum is the source of this 1463-nucleotide messenger RNA. Its product is annotated as NAD(P)-binding protein. The record is from RefSeq and is a predicted model, not a curated record. Gene Ontology annotation, molecular function: oxidoreductase activity, acting on the CH-OH group of donors, NAD or NADP as acceptor. The transcript has 2 exons. The coding region runs from base 200 to 1270 and encodes 356 amino acids. NCBI's taxonomy places the organism in Eukaryota, Fungi, Ascomycota, Sordariomycetes, Xylariales, Hypoxylaceae.
UAAUUUUAGGUAGGUACCUUGUAUACUUGUAUGUUUGCAAGAUGGUUGUCUCACAGAAUCCUUCGAUAAAAGCCCACCGUUGCUCGCCGCUGCCCGAGUUAACUACGUUCUCCGAAGCUACUUUACUUACAUACCUUCCAACUUAACUAGACACCUACUAGAACUAGACUCUGCCACUACCCCUUUCCUUUAAUUCACCAUGGCUACUCCUCAGCCCAAAGGCACUAUCCUCGUCACCGGCGCAGGCGGCUACGUCGGCGGGCAAAUCGUCCGGGAGGCUCUGGAGUCCGGGUUCAACGUGCGCAUCACAGCACGCACCGAGUCCUCCGCAACACGCACCAUAUCGAACUACCCGUCCUUCGCUUCCGCGCUAUCCUACACCCUCGUCCCCGACAUGACAAUCCUCGAGUCCUACGCGCCGGCCUUCGCAGACGGUGCCAUCGAAGGGAUAAUCCACUCCGCGUCCCCGGUCAACUUCAGCCCCCAGGACAACGUCCGCGACCUCCUGGACCCGGCGAUCAAAGGCGCCACCACGAUCCUCGAGGCCGCGCGUAGGUUCGGCCGAGGCAAGGUCCGCCGCGUCGUGGUCACCAGCUCGUUCGCGGCCGUCGUCGACCCGGAGAAGGGCGUCCGCCCGGGGUACACGUACGACGAGAAGGACUGGAACCCGGUGACGUGGGAGGGCGCGGUCACGGCCCAGAAGCUCACGGCUUACAUGGCGAGCAAGACGCUCGCCGAGCGCGCCAUGUGGAGGUGGAUGGACGAGCACGGGGACGACGUCGCGUUCACGCUGGCGACGAUCUGCCCGCCGUGGGUCUUCGGCCCGUACGUGCGCGCGCCGGCGACGCGCGCCGCGCUCAGCGAGUCCGUGCUGCUGCUCGACGACAUCGUCGACGGCGCCGCGGUGCCGCCGUUCGACUACGGCGGGUACGCGGACUCGCGGGAGGUCGCGGCCGCGCACGUGCGGGCGCUGGAGGCCCCGGACGGCGUCGCGGGCGGGCAGCGGUUCCUCGUGGGCCAGAACUUCCGGUACCAGGCCGCGGUGGACGGGGCGCGGGAGGCGCUUCCGGAGGCGCGGGCGCGGCUCCCCGUGGGGAAGCCGGGGGAUCGGUCGCCGGAGGACGCGCACCGCUUCGACGGGUCGAAGGCGGCGAGGGUGUUGGGGGUGGAGUAUGGGACGCUGAAGGAUACGGCGGUGGAGACGUAUAAGCAGCUGUUUGAGAUUAGGAAGUUGGAGAGGGAGGAGGAGGAGGCUAAGGCUAAGGCUUGAUUGGGGAGGGUCAGUAACGGUUGGUAAAGUGCAUGUGAUAAUUUCUAUAAAGACGGUAACGGUAACGGUAAAGCCAAACAGAAAAAAAAAAUAAAAAUAAAAAAAGCGACAAGAUAGAUACCUUAGGUAAAGAUAUUAAUUUCGAUUCAGCCCUAUCAACCCAGACCCGAGGGCCUGUAGAUAUAGCCUAUUG